GUCAAAGCGCGAGACUUCGCAGAGCAGCAGAGAAUCGGACGGAGCGAACUGCACGCGUUGUGUCCAUGGACUACAGGAAUAUCUCGUUUCUUGUCACCAACGUUUCUGCGUUUGUUGCUAUAGACUUUUACCGAUUACUGCCACUUACCUCCCUUCUAAACCCUAAACAGGGUUUGUCUCUUGUUUUUCUUGUCAGGCUUGUAAUUCAUUAGGUAAGUUAGUGUUGGUGGACCUCCUCACCGUUGCUUCAGGACUGGGACAUCAUGUUUGCGUAAAUAUUUUGGAUAUUAGAUGAGCGAAAAGUUCUGGACUUCUCAUUCUGGACAUCAGAGGCGUGUUCUUCACCAGAAAGUACGACACGACUUAAAACACUUUUGUCCGCCGAAGGACUUAAUUAUUUGAAACGAGUGGAUGUUCAUUUUCACAACGGGAGUAAAAAUACAACUCCAGGUCUUUGAUAGAAAUGCUAAUGCUGCGGUUUAUGGAGAAACAUUUCUGAAAAAUCACCCGCAGUGGACCUGGCGCCCCUCAUCAGUCUGCGUGCGCUUCAAAACAUUUAACUUCACCACAUGUACAAUCAUAAUAUUGUUCGAAAUUCAUCCUGAAUCAGAUUCAUGCAUUGACCUUAUGGCUUUGCCUUCUCAAAUUUGAUCAUACUUGGGACUUUCAGUUGAGGUCGUUGACUCAUUUGAAUGGAACAAAGGAGGUUGAUGUUUCAGAAUCUGCUUUCUUUUACAAACAUUCAGAGAUUUGUGCUCCGAGUCUUUCAGAUGUGGAUGUUGCGGUCACACCAUCUCCUCAAGCGCAGAGGGAUCUAGUGAAGUUCAGCCCUCCACCAGUCUUUUGUUUCUGUUAGGUCCCGUUCAUUUGUCUUGUAGGAGGAACAUGGGAGUCCAGACGAGGGGAGCCUGGGUGGCUAUGGCGUUCUCGGACUGGGUCAGUGGAUUGGGAAUUCUCUUAAUCUUCCUGAUGGAGAGUUUGGCGGUGGAUGCGACCAACAUGGAGCCAGUCUACUGGAACUCUUUAAACAGAAGGUUUGGAGAUGAGAGGGGCUACAUACUCUACCCUCAAAUAGGGGAUCGUCUGGACCUAGUUUGUCCUGCCACGAGUCCAUCGGGGCCCAACUCUCCCCCUGAGUAUGAGUAUUAUAAACUGUACCUGGUGUCCUCACGAGAGCAGGCCGACAGGUGUGAGGUGAUGGGCUCCCCAAACCUGUUGCUCACCUGUGACAAACCCAACAGCGAUAUGAGGUUUACCAUCAAGUUCCAGGAGUAUUCGCCCAACCUGUGGGGUCACGAAUUCAAGAACUUACGAGACUAUUACAUCAUAGCUACCUCUGACGGUACAAAAGAAGGGAUCGACAGCAUGAGAGGAGGCGUUUGCGUGACACGAGGGAUGAAGCUGGUUCUCAAAGUGGGACAGACUGCAUAUGGCCUUCCCCCAAAGCCUAAACCUGAUCCAGGCCGUCCCAGCAACAAAAUCCCAGAUACAGAAACUGGCUCUAAACCAGGUGAUGGAGGUGAGGCCGGUGAGAGGGGAGACAGCGGCGCAGUGUCCGUCUCGAACAUCGCCCUAAUCGCCGGCGGUGCCGGAGGAGCCUUCAUCCUUUUAAUCGCAGUAGUGAUCGCGGUAGUGUGUUUUCGGCGAAGGAAAGCCAAGCACUCCGAAACUCACCACCCUGCUCUUACACUCUCAUCUCUCACCCCAAAACGAGGCAGCUCUUGCGGGGCGGCUACAGGGGGCGGCGGAGGCAACAAUAAUGGCUCGGAGCCUAGUGAUAUCAUCAUUCCUCUGCGGACCUCUGAUUCGGCAUACUGCCCCCAUUACGAAAAAGUCAGCGGCGAUUACGGACACCCCGUUUACAUCGUUCAAGAGAUGCCCCCUCAGAGCCCAGCCAAUAUUUACUACAAAGUAUGAGAUCAGCGAACACACAAUCCAUCCUGAAUUUAUGGUACCUCACACACACGGUGUGUCCAAGUGACUCUAUAUAUAAGAGCCUAUACGCGAUACUAGAACCUGGACCUGAAGUUGAGUUCUAGAAAAGUGGUAAAUCCAGUUUUUAUGUCAUAGCAGUGUUUGCGUUUAUUUACACGUGUGUGUGUGUGUGUCUGUGUGUGACGCGAGGUGGGCGAAUCACGGAUUUCACAUGUACUCAGGUGCAAGUGAAUGUACGUCACGCUUGUUGGAGAUGAGUUUAUGCGUCUGUUCUGAUGAUUGAAAGUGAAUUAUUGUGCUUAUCCUCAAAACCAAACAGUAGAGAGUGAAUCAUACUUUAAAAAAAGAAUACCUGUAUAAAUGAUAUAAGAAGUACUUCUUACAUUUUUACACUCUGGGGGGAAAUUUACUAAGAAAGUGCACUGGCUGGUUGCGUUGUUUAUUUGCACAUGCAGUCCAAAGGAAAUCCGGCAACAAUAAAACCACUCAAAAGAUCUAAACACAGUCUCCACGCCCCAAUUGACCCUUCGCAGACAGCUUGAUUGACAGGCGAUCUGACCAAUCGGAACGCCAAAUCCGCCAUUUUGUCUGACAAACAAAUCAGACAAGAGAGUAGAUUGUGUGUAUUGACGUCUUUCUGCGGUUGAAAUAAAAUACGUUCUGAUAUUCAUUCAUGAAGAGUCUAAUAAGGCAAUACAGUGAUCUGUCACAACACAUUAAAGAGCCAGAAAAUGGCAUUUGUUUAAAUUUAUUAAAAAAUGACAACAUUUUAAAGCUGAGACCUUGUUUCAUACCAGAAUUAACAUGCUCUGUCUUGUCUUUCAGCGUGUUGUCAAUUUCCUCUUUGCUCCGCAAUGCAUUUUUCACUGCGUGAGAACGUGAUAUGUAGUGUCAGAGUGGCAUUGUUUGUCUGACAUAGCAACAGUAACUAGGGAGGGCGGAUUUUCGCGAAGGUCAGUUCCCCAUUUUACUGAAUUGCAGACUAGCACAAUCUGGCGUACUUUACUGGAACUGUGCAGUAUCACUAAGAUUCAGACAACCGACUGACUCUGAAAUGACAAAAAUGGCUUCCAUUUAACUUUUCCUUCCUCAUUUGAUGAAUUAAUGCUGCCAUUAUUAAUAUAAACUACACAAACGUCUUUUUUUUUUUUUUUUUGAAGGGGUCAUCGGAUGCAAAACUCAGAUGUUGAUUAAAAAUAAAUGUGUGUUGGCAGUGUGUGUAUACAACCACCCUUUUAUGACAAAAAUCCACCCAGUGUUUUUUUUUUUUAUUAUUAUUAUUUUUAUGGGCUUUUUAUGCCUUUUUUAUUAUGAUAGGACAGAAAAGCACUGAGAGGAGAGAGGGGAGCGGGAUCGGCAAAGAACCUCGAGAUGGGAAUUGAACUCGGGUUGCCGUGAGCGCAGUUGCGCUAUAUGUCGAUGCAUUAAUCACGAGGUGAUUUUUGGUGCCUACCCCAGUGGUAUUUUUGCACCUUUUUCAAGCCAUUCUCAGCUUCUUGUCGCUCCCACGAUAGUUGAUUGACAUGACCGUCUUAGUCUUAGCCCGAGUGAGCUGUGAACAGUCCGACUUCAACCGCCACUGUUUCGACGCCAGUGCAGGGAGGGACAAGAAUGUCUCCGAUUGAGGUGUUCUGUUGUUGGAUGUAAUAAUGAACAUAGCAGUCAUCAUUUACUCCUGACAUUUGAGCCACUGAAGACGCAGAAGAUUAACAUUAAUUUAGUUUUUGAAGAAAAUGCGCCGAUCCCCUGUCUACAUAAAUGCAUCUGUGUUCACGCGAAUAAUUCAGGAUGCAGCUUUACCUACAGCAGAAGCAAGUAUAAGGGCUUUUUAUGCAUCUUUGCAAAUCACCUUUCUUAAUAAUGUGCUAGUUAAUAAGUUUUGCAGCUAAAUGCGGCUAAAGUAAACAGACUGGUUCGUCACCCCACGGAAGAGAGGGGUGGGGUGAGAAGAGCUCAUUAGCAUUUAAAGGAACAUGCAACAGAAUGGCUUGCUCUUUUUUUUUUUUUUUUUUUUUU
This is a messenger RNA of Labeo rohita (rohu), 3951 nucleotides long. It is a transcript of the gene efnb3a, whose product is annotated as ephrin-B3a. Gene Ontology annotation, cellular component: plasma membrane. Gene Ontology annotation, molecular function: ephrin receptor binding. The coding region runs from base 886 to 1917 and encodes 343 amino acids. The record is from RefSeq and is a predicted model, not a curated record. Gene Ontology annotation, biological process: ephrin receptor signaling pathway; axon guidance. The transcript has 5 exons. Lineage: Eukaryota; Metazoa; Chordata; Actinopteri; Cypriniformes; Cyprinidae.